AUUCUUCCUUCUCCGCUACUAGUCCUCGCUGCCGGUGACAGUGGGUAUGCUGGAAUCUUCCUCUCCCAUCAUCCUUAUCAAGUGCUUUUCCUUGGUUCUGCGUCGGCCUCUCUUCCUUCUUGGCAUUGUCACAGUUGUGGGCUAUGGGAUGUCCGUUGCUGCCAUGGAAGUUCAAUCAUGUGGUCUUCUCCAUAUUCCUUCCAUUGAUUAGUCGUUGGUCCUUUCUUCUUCCUUCCCUUUUGUUGUUGUGAUCGAAAACUUCUCCCUCAUCUCAUUUCUUCUGGGUAAUACUGUCUUGGGUGAGUAAGGAAGAGCUUCAAAUCCUUCCUCCAUGUCUCCUUUACUAUUUGGUUUUUUCCCACACAGCUGAGGAGUGGCAUUGAUGUAUAAGGUCAGUGAGGCCACCGUUUGCAGGCUAACAUAUCAUCCACCCUGGAUCAUGUCGUCAAUGGAAGAAGGUUCCAACUUCCCAUCUAAACAGAAGUUUUCCUGCGUCAAAUGCUUGGAAGAAGCCCCAAUCCAUCAGAUGCGGCAAUAUUACAGACUUAGUGUGCUUGAUAACUGUCAUGAGAACUGGAGUGCUCUGACUGUUUGAUGUUUAAGACUAAAUGUGCUUUUGAGAUUCAGGUUAGUUUUUCUUUUCCUCUUGUUAGCUGUUGAUAAGUUUACUACCAUACAGACUUAAUUUGAGAAGAAAAUGAACUUAUAAUCAUGGUGAAAUGGUAAUGUUUCCUUUAGAACCAAUAAUGCAGCAGGCCCUGGAGUUAAUAUGUUGAAAGCACAAUGCAUUGUGUUGAACUUGAUCUUUACUUGCUCUACAUAUGACCUGGAGUGGACCCUCUACAUAUCUGGGGUAUGUGCGCAUCUCUUUUGGAUUGUUUAGAUUUGAUAUGGGAGAAGUACAUUUUUUUCUGUUCUUUUCCCCCUUAAUUUUGAUGUCAUUUAUUUCCUUGAAGAGAGGAGAAUGGAAUAGGAUAUGUGCAUAAUUGCUUUUAAGUCCUUUGCCCAGUGUAUUAUAUAGUAUGUUCUAAUGGCCUGAAAACAUCAUUUUAUGUGAAGAUUGACUGUUCUCCGUCCAUUCAUGUCAUGACAUCAUAAUAGGAGAAGAGAACUAGAAAUAGAAUGUAAGAACCUCAAGUUAGUGGUGGAUCUUACUUGGAUGUUAGAUUUUUAGGGCUUGUUUGGUAUGUUAACAAAAUAAUACAACAAAUAAAAAUAUAAAUAAAAUAAAUUUAUUUAUAGAUGGAAAAACGCUUUACUUCCUAUGGGUUUGGGGUCUCAGGUUUUGGGAUUUUGUGGUUUCGGAUUCGGGGGUUGGGAGUGUCAAGGUCUCGGUUCUUAGUUCUCCAUCCAAUAAAAUUGUACUAGUUCAAUCAAAUAAAAUAUAAUGUAUUAUUAUUUUUAAUGAUUUUAUCUUUAGAGUAGAAUGCCUCUUUAAUUUAUUACCUUCUAUCCCCCGCCAUCGUUAAUGACAGAAUUAAUUUAUAUUUACAACUAUCUUAAUGACAUGUUUUUAUUAGAUGGUGCAUGGAUGAUGUGAUGCUGUGGGUCUGUGCAAGAAUUUCUCAGCUUAGUGAGCCAUAGUAAGCUGUAGCUGUUAUGCACUUAUGCUCACGGUAUUUUUUGAAGUUUACAUACUUUUUUUAGAUACAUAAUUUGGAUAUAAAAAAUUGUGAAAUUCUUUUUUUUUUAUAUUUGUAAAAUUUAUAAUAAAAACUACAUGGUCAAAUUCUUAAACAAAUUUUGACUCCAUGAAAUCAAAAGGCCAGAAAAGGGAUUGUUUUCCCUUGUUCCCUCCCUGUCAUGUCAACGGCGCUAACAUUUGAAACUUCUUGAAAUGGUAUGUCUCAGAAAGGUUCCUUCUUGUCUUCCCUGCUUCGAAGCUGCCUCCCUCACUUUUCUGUCUGGCAAGCCAAGCAAUGCCAUGCUCAGAUCUUUCUCCAAGGCUUGCUUCCCAACGUCACUCUUGAAACGGAUCUCUUGUUAGUAUACUCUAGAUACAGGUUUCUCCACCAUGCACGCCAAGUUUUUGAUGGAAUGCUCCACAAAAACAUGCAUUCUUGGAACAUCAUUAUCGCUUCAUAUGCUGCGAAUAUGCUGUAUUCUGAUGCUAUAGCAGUUUUCUAUAAAUUUCAGCGGACAGGUCUUCGUCCUGAUCAUUUUACUUUGCCUCCCUUGUUUAAGGCUUCUACUGGAGUAGGAGAUACUUCCCUUGGUAAGAAAUGUCAUGCUUUGGUUAUAAAGCUUGGGUACGAGGAAUAUGUGGUUGUCGGAAGUUGUGUGCUGGAAUCUUAUGCCAAAUCCGGGGCCAUGAGUGAGGCAAGGUGUGUGUUCUCUAAUAUGUCGUUAAAGGACUCUGUAGUGUGGAAUUUGAUGAUUUCAGGAUUUGCAAGGACUGGUUUGCAUGUGGAUGCUCUGAGUUGUUUAAGGGAAAUGAUUUUGAACGAAGUUAAGAUUGAGUCAAUGGUUGUUCCUAGCGUUUUGAAUGCUUGCGGAAGGGAAGGGGACUUAAUAAAAGGGAAAGAGGUGCACGGUCACAUAGUUAAAGGCAUGUUUAAUGUGGAUGCUGCCAUUGGCAAUGCAUUAAUUGAUAUGUAUGGCAAGUGUGGAUGCCUGAAUUAUUCAGAAAAGGUUUUCAAAACCAUGACUGAUGUUAAUCUGGUCACUUGGACUGCCAUGAUAUCUUCUUAUGGGAUGCAUGGAAAGGGAGAGGAAUCUUUGUUUCUGUUUAAGAAGAUGAUAGAUAUUGGGUUUACACCAAACCAAGUUACACUUACAGCAAUCUUAGCUAGUUGUAGCCAUUCAGGUUUGGUCGAUCAGGGUAUGCAAAUUUUCAACUCGGUUCAUUCAGAAUACAGAUUUGAGCCAAGCGUAGAGCACUAUGCUUGCAUAGUGGAUCUUUUGGGUCGCUGUGGAUAUUUGGUGGAAGCACUUCAGAUAUUGGAAAGUAUGAAAUCAUCUGCCACAGCAAGCAUUUGGGGUGCCUUGCUUGCCGGUUGCAUGAUGCACAAGAAUGUUAAAAUUGGAAAAAUUGCAGCUCGUCAUCUUUUCCAAAUAGAACCAAAUAAUGCCAGCAACUAUAUUGCACUGUGUAGCAUAUAUGAAUCUCACGGUAUGCUUGAAGCCGUUUCAAGUGUUAGAGCGAAGUUGAGGAACUUCAAUUUAGUUAAAGCUCCUGGUUGUAGCUGGAUAAACAUUGCUGGGAGAUGUCAUAAAUUCUACCAAGGGGAGCUUUCUCAUUCACUGGCGCAGAUGAUUCAUGAAAUAUUGCUUCAAAUUAGUAACCCUGAAAUGACCGAUGACUGUGAUCAGUUUGAUUGACGCUUGGUCUGGUCAUAGUCAAAUAUUCUUCAUCUGUUCAUUUGGUUUAGUUUUCACUCAGCUGUUUUGAGAAGAAUAAAGAUCAGCCGAAGACAUAGUCAACAAAAAGUUUAUAGCAGUUGAGUAGUGACGUGGGAGUGGUGAUGGUGGUAGUGCUCAUAAACUGGCCCUGAACAGCCUUGCCAAAAUGAAGUUAAGAGUACCUUCCUAUGUCCUUUUUCCUUGAAUGGAUGGAAGAAAAAAUUUCAAUAUGAAAGUUUUCAAGUUGAUGUGAUUAAAGGGAUGCUAACCAUGAAAUCCAGGUUUCACGUUGUUCAGUUUUUCAGUUAUUCAAGGCUUAUAUUUAUAUAUUCAGAUGAAUGCUUGUAUUAUUUCUCUAUUGUCGCGAGGUUAGAAUUGAGAUAAAUAGUUAAUUUCAUGUGAUGACUGAUGAGCAGUAUCUCCUUAUUGAUUAUUUCAUACUGACAUUCCUCUUCUCUUUUCAGUGUGCUAUCGAGAACAAAGCCAUGGAUGAUAAUUUACGUCUGAAUCUUACAUGUACUACCUUUCCAUUA
Prosopis cineraria is the source of this 3875-nucleotide messenger RNA. Its product is annotated as putative pentatricopeptide repeat-containing protein At3g23330. The coding region runs from base 1843 to 3321 and encodes 492 amino acids. The transcript is spliced from 4 exons. Gene Ontology annotation, biological process: RNA modification. Gene Ontology annotation, molecular function: protein binding; RNA binding. The record is from RefSeq and is a predicted model, not a curated record. Lineage: Eukaryota; Viridiplantae; Streptophyta; Magnoliopsida; Fabales; Fabaceae.